Molecule: messenger RNA, 309 nt
Organism: Mucor velutinosus
Lineage: Eukaryota; Fungi; Mucoromycota; Mucoromycetes; Mucorales; Mucoraceae
Exons: 2
Coding region: 1-309 (102 amino acids)
Biological process (GO): translation
Cellular component (GO): ribosome; mitochondrial large ribosomal subunit
Molecular function (GO): structural constituent of ribosome
Source: RefSeq, a predicted model, not a curated record
AUGUCAAUGUUGCGUUUCUUCACACAAUCAGCUAACCAAGCCAGCAAAAGAUUUUAUUCCACACCUGCCUAUUUCGUUGCACGCACUACCAACAAGGGUCUCCCCGUAUACUCAGAAUACAAGAAUGGUGGCACUCGCCUUUUAACUGUAGUCCGUAGAAUUGAAGGAGAUGCUAAUGCUUUGAUUAAAGACAUCAACACUGAUUUUCCCGAAGCUGUCGUCAGUCUCAACGCCAAGACUCAACAUGUUGUUAUCAAGGGCCACCAUGUGAAUGAAAUCAAGGAGUGGUUGAUCUCUAAAGGCUUUUAA